Molecule: messenger RNA, 2428 nt
Organism: Cyphomyrmex costatus
Lineage: Eukaryota; Metazoa; Arthropoda; Insecta; Hymenoptera; Formicidae
Product: centromere protein I
Exons: 15
Coding region: 421-2412 (663 amino acids)
Biological process (GO): CENP-A containing chromatin assembly; mitotic sister chromatid segregation
Cellular component (GO): inner kinetochore; kinetochore
Source: RefSeq, a predicted model, not a curated record
UUCGACCGUGACGGACGUGUUUUGAUUUGGGUGCUUUCCAUUGUAUAUUUUUGAAAGUGUUGCCGACUUUGACUGUGCAUUGCGUCACACAGAUGCGUGUUUGCGGAUGAGCUCGUCUCGAUUGUUCGUCAUUUUGCACUUUUCGACGACUAGGGCUCUUAUGACGCGCGUUAUUGCGAUGUAACGACGCCGUAGACGCAGGCGCCCGGCAACCGGUCGAGCAACGCCAUUUUCGCGGGCAUUGCAUCACCCGUUCGUUUUCAUAUUUUUGUACGGUUUACUUUAAAGAUGUGAUCUAUAGCCGCAUCGACCUCCUAUUUCAUUGCUUGGAGGCUUGGAGGCGGGGGGGGGGAACCAUUAUUUAAGGAAGAAGAAGAGCUUUGCUUGUGUGUGCUACCAGUUGCGCCAGUCCGCCGACAGAUGGCGCUACCGUCGAGUGCUGCAAGCGGGUUGAAAAUCGCAUCACUGAUGCAGACUCUCAGAAGAUCAACAAAAAAGCCAUUACUAGAGUUUAACACAUGUCUUAUCAAAUUAGAAGAUGAAGCUGUUAAAAGAGGAUUAGAUGAUGAUAUUCUCAAUGAGCUCGUAGAUAUUAUUAUACAUAUGGAUUUAAGUGCAGUCAAACAGGUAUCACUGAUAAAAUGUCUCAUUCCAAGAUACAAAUUACCUGAGAAAAUAAUGAAGACUAUAAUCAAUUGGUAUUUUUCUUCAUUGAAUAAUUUGCCAUUUACCGUUACUAUAAUUGUUAUACAAUGGAUCAUAGGUAUAUGGGAAUAUGAAUUAGUAGAUAAAAAAGUAAUCAACAUCUAUUAUGACAUCUACUUUUAUAUUAUGCUCAAGAAAUUGAAACUGGGACGUUAUAUAGCACGUCUUAUUUAUGUAUUAACAAAACCAGAAGAUGUUUCACGCAAAGAUGUCACAAGAUUAUUAACACUUCAGAAAAGUUACUCUAACCCUCCAACACAUAUUAUUGCAUUACUUUUCUUAUUUAAAUCAUAUAAACCAGAAUUAGUGCCUGAGAAAAUAGCAGCAGUGAAUAUAGAAAGUGUGUGGAAACCUAUUCCUGAAGUCAUGCGAUUAGCAUUAGAAGAUGCCAGAGAUCGUGCAGAAAUUCAACAAUCUCAUCAAAACUUUCAACCAUUUUUUAAAUGGAAUGUGAUGCAGAAUUUAAAAAUUAAGAAAAGAAAAGAGAUGCUUCUACCAGCUAUUGGUUAUUUUCAUAUGGGUUCAAAUAUUUUUAAAGAUAAAGAUGCAAAGUCCAUUUUUGAUAUAAAUAGCAUAGAAGAGUUAGGAAAGUAUCAUCAGAAUAUUGAAUUGCCUUGCAAUGCUAUUUCGCUUUUGGUAAAUAUGGUUGGUCAUCAUCUUCUUACAUACGCAGACUUUCAGUAUCAAAGUAGAUUUUCGUAUAAUCUUUACAAUACGCUUACAAGAGCAUUUAUAUUCGAAAAUGGAAAGUUUUCUACGGAAGAAAUGGAUAUAUUUUUAACUACGACAGUUGAGUUUUCUCGAUACAUGCAGGAAGGAAUACUUGUGGUCAAGUUGUUUUUUGAUGAAUAUUUAUAUUAUAAUUCAGGAGAGCAUUUGCUAAGGUUACUAGAUUUGCUGCAAUGGAUGACUUCUAUAUCGGUGACUGAGUUACGAGAAAACAUUCUAAUACAUAUACAAAAUAUAUUUUACGAAUCAAAUUUAAAUAUGAAAUGUGAAAUAAUUAGAUCUGUACAGAAACUAAUUACGAACUUGUUUGUAAGACAAGGGCUUGAAGAACAGAAUCAAUAUGCAUCAUCCUUUUUGCAACAAGAUCGAUUAGAAGAUUUAGUAGAGAUUGUACUUGCGAUUACAACCAUAUUAGAAAAUCUUAUUGUUUGUGGAUUGAACAUACAUAAUUACGAUGUUAUAUUGUUAUCAGAAUGUUUAGCAUUUUAUGAAGAGAUUUGUACAUUAGAAAGUCGUAGUUAUGUAUUAUCUUGGACAUUGCCACCACCAGCAGUCAUCUAUGGAGGAUUUAUUACGAAGAGUUGUGCUAUCUUGUCAAGAAUUUGUAAAUUACUAUUGAGAUAUUGUAAAAUGAGUCCACAUAUGCGCCAGAUUAUGCCAUUAAAUAUAUAUGCAGAAAGAAUUCGUAUUAUAUCUAUUUAUGCAAAUGAUAUUCAUAAAUCAUUAUGGUAUGAUGAGCCUUUUAGUGAAAAUGGUAACCUUCUAAAAAAUUUUUCAAAAAAAUUACGCAGCGAUUUAAGAGAUUGUGAUUUGGAGACUUUAUUGAAUAUUAGCAAUCAUUAUGCUAUAUUACCCUUCAAAUGCACACUAAAUAUAAGUAAAACAAGCUUAAAAAUAAAUACAAAAGAGGCUGCUAAGACUAUGGCUUCUUGUUAUUUUCCGGCAGUAGAUGAAUUCCUCUCAGUAUUUGAUGAAUAACUAUCUCAAAUUUUAG